Messenger RNA from Coffea eugenioides, 480 nucleotides. RefSeq names its product SKP1-like protein 1B. The record is from RefSeq and is a predicted model, not a curated record. The coding region runs from base 1 to 480 and encodes 159 amino acids. The transcript has a single exon. Lineage: Eukaryota; Viridiplantae; Streptophyta; Magnoliopsida; Gentianales; Rubiaceae. Gene Ontology annotation, cellular component: cytoplasm; nucleus. Gene Ontology annotation, molecular function: cullin family protein binding. Gene Ontology annotation, biological process: SCF-dependent proteasomal ubiquitin-dependent protein catabolic process.
AUGUCUUCACCACCAGCAAAGAUGAUCGUGUUGAACAGUUCGGACGGCGAGACUUUCGAGGUGGAGGAAUCGGUGAUUUUGCAGUCACAAACCAUCAAGCACAUGAUCGAAGACGACUGCGCCAACUCGGCAAUCCCGCUCCCCAACGUCACCGGCACAAUAUUGUCUAAGGUACUCGAGUACUGCAAGCAACAUGUGAAGCCGAACGACGGCGAAGAAUCGUCCAAGGAUGAGGUAGAAAGUCUGAAAUCGUUCGAUGCUGAGUUCGUGAAAGUUGAUCAGAAGACGCUGUUCGACAUCAUCUUGGCCGCUAAUUAUCUCGACAUCAAGGGCUUGCUUGUCCUCACUUGUCAAACUGUAGCGAAUAUGAUGAAGGGAAAGACUCCGGAAGAAAUUCGCAAGACAUUCCACAUCAAGAAUGACUACACUCCCGAGGAAGAAGAAGAGGUUCGCAGGGAAAAUUCCUGGGCUUUCGAGUGA